This is a messenger RNA of Coprinopsis cinerea okayama7#130, 2091 nucleotides long. RefSeq names its product EH domain binding protein epsin 2. Gene Ontology annotation, biological process: actin filament organization; endocytosis. Gene Ontology annotation, cellular component: endosome; clathrin vesicle coat; plasma membrane. The transcript is spliced from 4 exons. The record is from RefSeq and is a predicted model, not a curated record. Gene Ontology annotation, molecular function: phospholipid binding; clathrin binding. NCBI's taxonomy places the organism in Eukaryota, Fungi, Basidiomycota, Agaricomycetes, Agaricales, Psathyrellaceae. Bases 1 to 1638 code for a protein of 545 amino acids.
AUGCAGCAUUUUGGCAAAGCCGCCCUUCGGGUGACGAAGAACUAUACAAAGGGCUAUAGCGAUACCCAGGCUAAAGUUCGGGAAGCCACCAGCAAUGACCCCUGGGGACCUUCCGGGACCCAGAUGAACGAAAUUGCGCAGCUCACGUAUAAUCAGAAUGAUUUCAUUGAGAUUAUGGAGAUGUUGGAUAAACGGUUGAACGAUAAAGGUAAAAAUUGGAGACACGUAUUCAAGGGUCUUCAUGGGGCGAUUGCGUUCUGGUUUCGAUACUGGCAGAGUCUGACAGUCUUGGACUACUGCCUGCACAACGGUUCUGAAAACGUCGUCAUCUACUUCCGGGAUAACAUCUACAUCAUCAAGACGCUCAAGGAGUUCCAGUACAUCGAUGAGGACGGGAAAGACCAGGGCGCGAACGUCCGACAGAAGGCGAAGGACAUCACCAACCUGCUGCAGGACGAGGACCGGCUACGGCAGGAGCGGCGCAACAGGGCGAGCAUGCGGGACCGGAUGAUUCGGGGGACGGGCGGGGAGUACGAUGGUGAGGACGAGAACGCCGCUCGACGGCGCGGGGACCGCAAUCGGGGGAGCGACGACAUCCACGGGCUCUCUGGGCGGCGGCCGAACCGGGACGAGGAUGAGCUGCGCCGCGCGAUCGAGGAGAGCAAGAAGACGCUCGCGCAGGAGAUGGCGAAGAAGGAGGAGCAGGAGCUGCAGGAGGCGCUCAGGCAGUCUGAGCAGGAGGAGCUGAAUCGCAAGAAGCAGGUCGAAAACUCGAAUGAGUUGGCGUUGUUCGAUGAUCAGAACCAGUUGCCUGCGCCGAAUACGACGCAUAUGCCCGAUCCGACGCCGUAUGCGGCGGGGCUGCAGCAGCAGAUGACCUCGCUGCAGCCCCAGUUCACGGCGAUGCCGAUGCAACCACAGUUUACGUCGUUCAAUCCGUACCAGCAGCAGGCGGAGCAGGAGGCGGCGCAGGCAGAGUUUAUGCGGCAGCAGCAGAUGUUCAUGAUGCAGCAGCAGCAGGCGCAACAGCAACAGGCACAGCAGGAGGAGUGGUUGCGCCAGCAAUUGCUUCAACAGCAGUUCCAGCAACAGCAGCAGCAGCAGGCGCUUAUGCAGCAGCAGACGGGUCUGUUCCCCCCUGCACCGCAGAUUCAGGUGCAGCCUACUGGGUUUGGGUCGAACAACCCGUUCGCACCAGCGUCACCCUCGCCGUCCACGCUUUCCCCGAUCAACCAGCAGAGAACGGGUACGCCGUCGUUUAAUCUGCAGAGCACGUACGAGAACCAUUCGCCUGCGAAUGUGUCGUCGUUGAGUGCGUCGACGAGUAAUAACCCGUAUGGUGGUCCCUCGAGUCCUUCCUCGAGUGUAUCGUCGAAUCCGUACACUGGCAAACCUAUCAGCGUCAAGACGAAGAAGAACCUUGGCGAGACGGAGCAGCAGCUCGAACAUCUGUUUGCGAAUCGGGACGAUGGGCAGGAUACCUUUGGAAACGUUGGUGCUCUGAGGUAUGGGUAUACGGAUGCUGGACGGGCCAUGAUCGCCCAGCAGAAGACGGGUAGCUCGCAUAACCCGUUUGCGAUGCAACAACAGCAGCAGCAACAACAACAGAACAACGACAAACCGUUCUUUGAUAUCUAAUCAGGGUCACUAUCCGUCCUCUUCGACCUCGUCUCCAACCGCUCUGGCUCCACCGUCAGCCUUCAGCCCCUCCCCCGCCCCUAUAUAAUUCGUGCUACACCGGAUCGUUACCCCCAGCUUCAACCCCUGGCCAUCCCGUACGCAACCUCGCCCCUCAUACACAACCACCUCCUAUUCUCCUACAUAGCUGUUCUCCGAUUCCUUCGAGGGCAUUCGCAAUUAUCGAGUUCAGAAACUACGCUGUAUUCUUUUGGUUUCACGAAUCACCCGCUUGUUUGAUUAUUUCCUAGUCCCUAUUCGCCUCGCUGGUCGCUUUCUACAGCUUUUGCACUUUAUUUCGUCCUCGGAGUCUUCUUUUCCUUCUUCUUGGUGGGACUUGUAUUGCUUUUUUGUUAGCGCUCUACGCUGAAUGUUACGGUAUGUUGUUGGUCUUGAACAAUGAAGCUAGAAGGG